Molecule: messenger RNA, 4765 nt
Organism: Hymenoscyphus albidus
Lineage: Eukaryota; Fungi; Ascomycota; Leotiomycetes; Helotiales; Helotiaceae
Source: the annotation of a GenBank genome assembly
GCAUUUUUCACCACCACAUUCAUUGCCCUCAAUUGCUCUGUUAUGCGUUGCUUGCAAGUGCUCUCAUUCUAGUUCUCUGCUUUUUUUCUACUUGCGACAAUUCAUCUUUGCCAUUGAGUUCUUGCGCGCGGAAAGUCCAGCCUCGCGUUUGCACCACCCCAACGCCCUCGAAGCUUAUCUGUACGACGAACGCGUCCAAUUUGAUGCCACGACUGCCUCGACGGGCAUCCGCAGAUUUCAUAGCAUAGAUACCACUCUAACCUCAGCAUGUGCCAACCUUGAUUCGCCUUCAAUUGCUCUCUCUGUGCCGAGUUGCCCGUCUCGUACCCCACUAGGCUGACCCCCACGAAAGUGCACUUACUUCCCUUCUCCGCCAGAGAUAUUCCAGUCUCGAGUUCUUUGAUCCUUCAAGACGAACGAAAAUAUCGUCUUCAGAGUUCACAUACCGAUUCUAUCUAUGCUGUGGUAAUAUAUUCACUCUAUUCUGUUAUUAUAUUCACCUCGUCUGACCGAACCUCUAGAUUCAGGACCGUUACAACAAGAGUAGCGAUCCCCCGUCCUCCCCUGAAAAGAAACCCCUGCAAGAGCUUCCCGGCUGCUCAAUACGAACGUAUCUUCUUCGGGGAGCAGACUUGAUAUCCUACCCAUCCUCUCCAUAACAUCGAAUGUCCACGUACAAUUAACUGGCAGUUCUCAUAUGAAAACUCCCAUCAUGGAGCACUAUGCUUCAGUUGCCUCGCCGUCACUCCCGGGCAGAAAUACGAAGAAUCGACUGGGAAAGUCACCCUAGUUGAGAUCACGAUCAUUCUUGAUGACCUGUCAAGGACUUGGGAUCUACGAUUAGAGAUGCCUCCAGCGGGCGAAUCGCCAAGGAAAAGACAUGCAAGGGUGCAGACAGUGGAGGAGAAAAACGCUGAUGAAUGCGUCGAACUGAUAAAGUUCAUUGGAUUCAAACGACGUCAUGAAGAGGUAAUUAAGAACUUUAACGAUAAUGCCAUGUUGUUAUGGUCAGGGUGGAGACAUAAACCCAACGCCGACAAAGAUGUCAUCCCCAGGGCCACGCGAAAUAGGGAGCAUCCCUUGACGAAAGGGGAACGGAAAGAAAUGAUUGAACUUCUUUUGGAUCACCUGAGACCCUGUGCGGCUGAAUUGAAAGAGAGGAUGAGGACUCCGAAGCGUGCAAGAAGACCUUCAGUAGAAAGCUCCCCUUUCAGGGACGAUCCAAUUCCAUUUCCUUUGUCGACACCAGACUCUAAACGAGCUCGAGAAGAACCGGUUUAUGAUGCCGAAAAUUCAUCCAAGAAGUCCAAGUACCCAGAACAGAGACCCUUCCUACUCUCUAAAUCUAACUCCAAUGCAAUGUUACCGCCGGCUUGGAGGCAGACAUCUUUCAAGGGGCCCGGCGGUUAUAAAAGUGCGAAUACAAGUUUUGAGUCGACGACCGAUUCAAUUUUCUCGGUAGACGUAAACCAAUAUUUUGGUUAUCCGAAACUUCCCGAUCCCAAGGAAACAGUCACGGAUCUUGGACAUGAGCCUUCUCAGAACGAGAAGAACUUACCAAUAGCCGCCUCAAAUCAAAGCUCUGAUUAUGGAGCUGGAAGCAGCUUCGAGGCGGCCUUGAAUAAUGCCAAAGACGUGAACGCUCUUAUACUGGGAACUCAUCUUGACAUGAAGCACUUGGAAGGCAGCCUUUCUAGCCAAUUUGAUGAUAUAGGUAUCCAGAACACCGAAGUGUUAAUGGACGAAGACAUGUUGCAAGAAAGAUUAGAAAUGGUGUUUCGUGAGGAAGUUCCAUGUCCGUAACAAAGGUCAUUUCGCUAAUUAUGGUCACUAGCAAAACUUCCGCCUUCUUUGGAAAAUGCGCCAGUGCACGUGAUUUGCGAGAUUGCUGGUGUUUUCUGUCACGUUGGAGUGUCAAUGUCCGAAGUAGAUUUCCCGGCUUCCUCUACUCUGUCUGACUAUGCCACUCUAUGGAAAUUCCUUAAGCAGCUUUCUGCUUUGCAAGGCAAGACCUUUCCUGAGCGAAGUGAAACAGCCGCUUGGGAAGCCGCUGACACUAGGUAUACUUGUAAAGGAUCUGGUGUUGUGUUUGGUGGAUCUUUGAAAUACAAUCACCUAAGCGAAACAGGUCCGUUCUAUCAACUUGCUCUUAAACCGAUGACCCUCGAUAGGCGUCAUCGACUUGGCAGGAAACUGGGUGACGAUCGCUUCCUCGAACUUGAUAUGCCUCAUUUAAAAGGAAAUGGAGUCCCCGAAAUUAUUCAGGGCGAACGAGGCCAAGCGAUAGUUAUGAACUGGUUGGUGAACGGGCCCCACUGGCUUUUUGGCAGAUCUUGGAAGCCGUUCCAUUGCAAACCUAAAAAGUCUAAAAGCAGGCAAGAGAAGAAUAAGGACAAGAAGGAAAAGAUGAGUGAGGUAUCGCUCAUGUAUUUUUUCGCCGUAAGAGGAAAUGGAAUCUUACCUCGUGGGGCAUCGCGAGAUGAAGGUGCUCAUCAAACUAUUGAGAUAGCACAAUUGUUGGAUCGAUAUGUCAGAAUUACUCGUAAAAAUGAGCACCAAUCUUAUCUGAAGCUGUUUUCUCGAACUUCAUUGGGUACGUCAUUCUUCAUCUUUCUGAAUCAGUAAUCUAAAUAACAAACAGCGUUGUCUCGAAACACACCAACUGUCGUGUUUGAUGCUUCUCAGAUUAGAUACAAGAAAGAUAUUGAAUUUGCGGCUGAAAACUUGAUCGACGGAGCAGGCCGAAUUUCAUAUGCAGCAGCUCUUGAAGUGAUGAAGCACCUGGGUCUCACUUACCCUGCCGGCGGCUUUCAGGGUCGCAUCGGAGAGGCGAAAGAAUUUUGGACCGUAGACCAUAAGUCCAAGUCUGGGGACAUAUGGAUAGAAGUGUAUGAUUCACAAGCCAAAUGGACCCGGACUAGAUCCAAGUCUUCCAAGAACCAUGACAACCAUGUUGACAACCGCACAUUGGAGGUGGUUCACCCCUCUGGGCCUCUGAAGUCCGCAGAUUUGAAUUUCCAAAUAUUUCCAAUUCUGAUGGAUAGAGCCAAGAACAAGGAUGACAUGAAGAAGUCACUGCAGAAAUUGCUUGAGGUAGGACUGAAAAGUGAACUAGACAACCUUCUGACAUUGGUGGGAGAUGGUCCAAGCCUCCGCAAGUGGGUACACGAGACCAAUCCCAACGAACAACAAAGGCUCAAAGUCGGAAUGGUCAAAUAUGAUACCGGUUUGCCCUUACUUUCUAGCGAGAAACUUAUUAUGCUCCUGGAUGCCGGUUUCGAAACAAACAAACUACAAUAUGCCAUGGACUUGAGUCGAGGUUUGUUUGCAAGCAAAUGCAACGAGCUGAAGCAAAGACUGAAUAUUACUGUUGGAAAAUCGACUUAUGCCUACAUGGUUCCUGACUUCUGGGGCGUUUUGGAGGAAGACGAAGUGUAUAUGGAUUUUUCCACCUUUACAGAUGAUGUAUCUGGAAUUACUGGCGAGAUGCUUCACGGACGAGACCUCUUGGUUACCAGAUCCCCAGCCCAUCUUCCCAGUGAUAUCCAGAAAGUGAGGGCUGUUGCGAAAUUUGAGCUGAUGGGACUGAAAGAUGUUAUCGUUUUUCCCACUAAGGGAAAACCGUCUCUCGCUCAAAAGCUAUCAGGUGGUGAUUAUGAUGGGGACAUUGCUUGGAUCUGCUGGGAGAAAUCCAUUGUGGAUAACUUUGUGAAUGCUCCUGUUCCUCCAAAGCCCGAUUUCGUGAAGGACGGUACCAUCACCAAAGAUGCUACCACAUACCGAGACCUCGUUGAGGGUUUUGAGGACCCAGUAUCGCAUUAUCUGAAGUGCGCGUUUGGCUUCAACAUGCAGCUAAGUAUGCUCGGAAUAUGCACGCACUUCUUGGAAAGAACAACUCUGCUAUAACCAGGGUAGCGUCAAUACAGAGGAAGCGAUACAUGUGAGCUAUCUUCUGGGCGACCUUGUUGACCAAGGCAAGCAAGGUUAUUCCUUUGGCGAAAACGAAUGGAAGCGUCUGAAGACGAAGUUACUCGAUGGGAAGGGAAUUCGAAUGCUCGAGGUUGAGUACAAGAAGGAAGAGCCCCAUCUGAAACCAACAGCCAAACACAUCCUUGACUAUCUGAAGUGGGUGGCUCACGAUAUGGUUGAUACGUCUCUCGUCGAAUUUGAGCGCGACCUACAAUUGAAGGAUAUCGCCACCUUGGACAAAGAUCUAGUGUGGCACUCAGAGUGGGCUGGCGAGGCCUCGAUGCGUUAUAAGGAGUGGCGAACCAUUCUUAUGCAUCUCAACGAGGAUCUCAAACCCAUCAAAGAAUCCUGGGUCAUAACGUGGGGAAAGUUCCAAGAUAAGGAGGACCCUGACUCCGAGGCCCGAUCAGCAAUAAACCGCGAACAUUUCGAGAAAUACACGGCCAUCGUUCCCCAUGACGAAACUCCCUUCACUAACUCCAUUCAGUUUUCCUAUGGGUCGGCAGAUUUGUCAUUCUGGGCUCUCCUUAAAGCCUCUGUGCUUUUUGCCUCCUUUCCAGAAAAACAUCCGAGGAAUUUCGCAUGGCAGAUGGCUGGGAAACAACUCCGCCAUAUAAAGGCACUGCAGAAUUCGGAUGGGGCACCCCAUAGCGUGGUUCCGUUAAUGUACUCAAUUUACAAACGAAAUAAUGGGAUGAUCAAGAAGUUGCAGACUCAGAAUCUCAAUUCGGGGUUGACAGAGAAUGUGGGAGUUGGCAACAUGGAUGAGUUUGAGGAGCUGGCUGACGAUGCAUGA